Messenger RNA from Rhinolophus ferrumequinum (greater horseshoe bat), 2003 nucleotides. It is a transcript of the gene RAB40B, whose product is annotated as RAB40B, member RAS oncogene family. The transcript has 6 exons. The coding region runs from base 390 to 1226 and encodes 278 amino acids. The record is from RefSeq and is a predicted model, not a curated record. Gene Ontology annotation, cellular component: synaptic vesicle; plasma membrane; endosome. Lineage: Eukaryota; Metazoa; Chordata; Mammalia; Chiroptera; Rhinolophidae. Gene Ontology annotation, molecular function: GTP binding; GTPase activity. Gene Ontology annotation, biological process: protein localization to plasma membrane; intracellular signal transduction.
CCUGCCUUCUCGGGCUCCGCCCCACCCCGCCCCCGGACUUCCAUUGGCUGUGGCAGUAGCGUCACGGCUCUCGGUCCCGCCCAUGGCCCACCUCCCGUCCACCGUAGGCUGCGGCCUUAGCAUCCUCCCGGUACUGGCGGGUGAGCGUCAGUCAGGAGGUGGAGACGACAGCCAGACGGACGGGAAGCGCAGCCAAUGAACACACGCAGCCGCCCUAGCAACUGCGAAGCGCCAAUGGGGCGGUGGGGCGGUGCCGCGUGCUGUCAGGCGGCGGGGCGGGGGGCGGCGACGAUCCCCGGACAGCAGGUUCGCGCGGCGGCUGUGUGCCCUGCAGUCGCCUCAGUGCGGUCCCGUUGGCCGGGCAUGGGCGCGGCGCCGGCGGCGGCACCAUGAGCGCCCUGGGCAGCCCGGUCCGCGCGUACGACUUUCUGCUCAAGUUCCUGCUGGUGGGCGACAGCGACGUGGGCAAGGGCGAGAUCCUGGCGAGCCUGCAGGACGGCGCAGCCGAGUCACCGUACGGCCACCCGGCGGGCAUCGACUACAAGACCACCACCAUCCUGCUGGACGGCCGGCGUGUGAAGCUGCAGCUCUGGGACACGUCCGGGCAAGGGAGGUUUUGUACCAUAUUCCGCUCCUACUCGCGGGGCGCACAGGGUGCGAUCCUGGUCUACGACAUUGCAAACCGCUGGUCCUUCGAUGGCAUCAACCGGUGGAUUAAGGAGAUCGAUGAGCACGCCCCUGGAGUCCCAAAGAUCCUGGUGGGGAACCGCCUGCAUCUGGCCUUCAAGCGGCAGGUCCCCACGGAGCAGGCGCGCGCCUACGCGGAGCGCCUGGGCGUGACCUUCUUCGAGGUCAGCUCCCUGUGCAACUUCAACAUCACCGAGUCAUUUACGGAGCUGGCCAGGACCGUGCUGCUGCGGCACGGGAUGGACCGGCUGUGGCGGCCGAGCAAAGUCCUGAGCUUGCAGGAUCUGUGCUGCCGAGCAGUGGUGUCCUGCACGCCCGUGCACCUGGUGGACAAGCUCCCGCUGCCCAUGGCCUUGAGAAGCCAUCUCAAGUCAUUCUCCAUGGCCAACGGCCUGAACGCCAGAGUGAUGCACGGCCGCUCCUACUCCCUCACCCCCGGCUCAGGCCACAAGAGGAGCAGCCUGCGCAAAGUCAAGGCCACCCGCCUGCCCCAGAGCCCGCCCAGACGCUGCGCCAGGAACAGCUGUAAAGUGUCCUAAGGCAGAUGCCAGCCAGAUGUGCGCUGGACCUUUCAGGACACUGAGCCGUCUCACGGGACCACGGAGGUCGUUCCAGGUCCGAGAAAUGCCGGCCACCUUCUCCCGGGGACCAUGCUGCCCCUGCAGGGAAAACACGCCCCGCAGCUUGACUGCGAUGUUUCCAUGUGGGUGUGCACGGGCUCUGGUUUAGGGCAAUGGCUGCUCUGCUCUCCUCCUGAUGACACGGAAGUUUGGAUGUCACCUCUGCUGUGAGCGCAGCGCAAUUGUUUCCUUAACGUAACAGCUUUUGUGGGAAUAGUCAGAUGAGUGUGAUGAGGGUAAAUUCAAGGGACUCUGAAAACAGUGUUGGAUAGGUCAGCGUCAUCAACGUUACGAGGGCCUUUUCGUAACCCUCCUUUUUAAUGUCAAAAUGCUAAUUUAUAAAAAGCUGCAGACACAUUUGCGGUCCUGCACAAUAGAUCUGCCCAGUGUGUGUGAGAAAUGGAUUUGAUAAAGUUUUUGCUAUGUUAUUUACUACGUUUUGGGAUUCAUAAGUGAUUUAUAUGCAUAUUUUUCUGUAAAUCUACUUUCUUUUGUAUAAAAUGUCCCACAAGUUAGGAAGCUAAGAAAAGAAAAUGCCAAAGAUAUCUGUAGUUACGUUGAGCUGAGCCCCAGCAGUCACAGCAGAUCAAACCGGCAAGGAAACGUCGCUGAGCCGUUCAGGAGGAUUGAAGUGAACACUGUACAGCACGUAAGGAAUUGUUUCUCAACAAUAAAUGUGUAUUGUUUCUUGGUAGA